Messenger RNA from Drosophila elegans, 1501 nucleotides. RefSeq names its product trypsin-1. The coding region runs from base 1 to 1257 and encodes 418 amino acids. Gene Ontology annotation, molecular function: serine-type endopeptidase activity. The record is from RefSeq and is a predicted model, not a curated record. NCBI's taxonomy places the organism in Eukaryota, Metazoa, Arthropoda, Insecta, Diptera, Drosophilidae. Gene Ontology annotation, biological process: proteolysis. The transcript has a single exon.
AUGAUCCGACUAGUGUUCCCUCUUCUGCUGCUGGCCCUUCCAUGGACGGUGUUUGGUGGCCCUGACCCCCAGACCCGCAUCAUUGGCGGCUCUUCCGUGGACAUUGAAGAUGCCCCCUACCAGGCGGCCAUAAUUGUGGACAACAGUGCAGUUUGCAGUGGUGCCAUCAUCAAAUCUGACACCAUUCUCACGGCAGCUUCUUGCGUAUACGAUUACUCCAUAGACUAUAUUCAAGUGCGCGUGAGCACCACUUCGCGGGACUACGAUGGGACUGGAGUUCUGCUUGACGUCUGCGGCAAAAUCACUCAUCCGCAAUACUCUUACUGGCGCUUCGACUUCAACCUGGCUCUGCUGACGCUGUGCGACCGACUCGAGACCUCAAAAACCAUCCAACCGAUCAGUGUAACGAAUAGUGUACCCCAGGAUGAAGCCUGGCUAUCCGUUUCCGGCUGGGGAUCAACCAGUUGGUGGGGAAGCUGGUGGGACAGGUGCUUUGGCAGUCUGCCGUCCCGACUGCAGAUGGCAUGGGUUACGGUUUACAACCGGGAGCAGUGCGCCAAGGAUCGGGCUGUUUGGUUUCAUCUCUGGGACAAUGGCAUCUCAGGUUACACCAUGUGCACCAACUACGGCACCGGAGGAUGUUCCUACGACACCGGAGCGCCCCUGGUGGAUGACGGAAAGCUCGUGGGCAUUCUCUCCGAGGGCGGUUGCACCACCAAACCCGACGUCUACGCAAGUGUGAUUUGGUUUCAGAGUUGGAUAGAUGCAAAUACCUCCCCGGAUACUCCUAGUUCCAGUACUAGUACUAGUACUAGUACUAGUACUAGUACUACUGACAGCUCUACUAGUUCAAGUCCAUUUAGUUCUGGCUCUACACCUACUUCUAGUUCAAGUUCUUCACCUACUUCUAGUUCUAGUUCUUCACCUACUUCUAGUUCUGAGUCUACUAGUACCAGCACUACAAUUAGUUCUACAACUACUUCUACAACUACCAGUACAAGUGUUUCUAGUACUACACCUAGCUUAAGUACUACUAGUGCCAGUACUAUUCCUAGCUUUACCAGUACUAGCUCUACAACUAGUUCUUCAUCUACUAGUACUUCACCUAGUUCUACAACUAUUAGUACUUUACCUAGUUCUACUAGUUCAACUACUGCAGUUCCUACAACAUCUAGUGAUAAACCUAGUUCUAGUUCAACUACUGCUGGUCCUACAACUUCUAGUGAUAGUUCUAGUCCCACUGAUGCGAGUACUUAGUUUCAGUUCUGCUUUCAUCAUUUAAUUUUGGAACAAUGACAAGUUUUAGUACUUUAAGCCGUAAAUCUAGUUUAAGAACAAAAAUUCUACAUAUUGCCAAAAACUGUUUUAAAAGUUUUUUAUUUUACAUUUUUUCAACUAAUUUUAAAUUAUUUCCCAAAGCUGAAACUAGCCUUUUAUAAGUUAUUGGUAAGAUAUUAACAACCCUCAAUAAAGAAGCUGUGACACCCGCUUUUACAAGCUA